GGUUGUUUGUCUAUAUGAGUAUAAGCGGUAGAAAAGUUAUGAAUGAAUGAACUCACUUUCCACUCAAAAGCGGAAGUAGUGUCAAUUUCCGGUUCAAACCGGCUCGCACUAUGGCCACGCGGAAGGCAGCAGUCGGCUAGCUUGAAUUAUCAGCUAUCCGUUAGUCCAUCGUUCAUUCCAGUUGUAGCAUCGACACAUGUAGCUUCGCUAGCAUAACACUGUCAUCCAGUACCGCCGUUUGAACGCCUAAUAACUUUAUUAUCCUCUCCUAACUGACAACAUGUCGGUGAAAUAACACAAAUAUGGCCCAGCGACGGGGCACCGACGACGACAUGCUGACUUCUCCGACCAUUCUCCGGGAUUUCGCAGCUGAUUUUAGUGCCUCCGGGCCCGGGGACGUCAGCGACAUGGACUCGGCGCACGGAGCCGAGGACGUAUCCCUGGAGGACAUCCUGUCUCUGUACAGCCAGCCCAUCAACGAGGAGCAAGCCUGGGCUGUGUGUUACCAGUGCUGCCGGACUCUGGCGCAGAAGAGACCGCGGCGGAAAGGCACCAAGAGCGCCUCCGCAGCUGGGGAGUACCCUCGGCGGGUGCAGGGACCCGGGGAUGUGAGGAUCUGCAGGGACGGCACUGUGAAACUGUACCUUGAACGCAGCACAGAUAAAUAUGGCUCGGCCCCCACGUCAUUAGAGGUUAUCGACUCUCUCGGCGUCAUGAUCUACAAAGCUCUGGACUUCGGGCUGAAGGAGAACGAGGAGCGCGAGCUGAGCCCGCCGCUGGAGCGCCUCAUCGACAUGAUGACCAACACGCAGGAAGCCGAGAGCGACCCGUGCCCCGACGAGGGCUACGAGGCCACUGAGGAGGAAGAGGAGGAAGAGGAGGAGCAGCGUGCUGUGACCGCUUCACCUUCCGGCACCGUCAGCCAGAUACGAAGCUACCGUGACAUCAUCACGCUAUGUUCCUCACACCUGCCGAGCCCCUCAGACGCCCCGGACCACUACCAGGCCGUGUGCCGCGCCCUCUUCGCCGAGUCCCAGGAACUCAGCACCUUCCUGCAGAAGAUCAAAAGUGCCAAGGAGAAUCUUCGCAAAAUGGAAGGCGAGGCCCAAGGGGACCCUGCUAAAGACCUGGACGAGCUACAAAACGCUGACUGGGCGCGCUUCUGGGUGCAGGUGAUGCGGGACCUGCGCAACGGCGUGAAGCUGAAGAAGGUGCAGGAGCGCCAGUACAACCCGUUGCCCAUCGAGUACCAGCUGACGCCGUACGAGAUGCUGAUGGACGACAUCCGCUCCAAGCGCUACAAGCUUCGCAAAGUCAUGGUGAACGGCGACAUCCCCCCCAGGUUGAAGAAGAGCGCCCAUGAGGUCAUUCUGGAAUUCAUCAGGUCGCGACCUCCGCUCAAUCCCGUGUCCGCCCGCAAGCUGAAGCCACACCCACCCCGACCGCGCAGCCUCCACGAGCGCCUGCUGGAGGACAUCAAGGCGGAGAGGAAGCUCAGGCCCGUGUCCCCCGACAUGACACGCAGGACCCGUCUGGGUGCCGGGAAAAGCAUGAGCACGCCUCAGGAUUUAUGCCGCAGCUCAGACACCCCAGACGCCCCCAGGAAGUUGGCCCUCAGCACGCAGUCCCUGGUGAGGGGCACGGCCGCCUCGGGCCCCGCUGGGUCCACGCAGCUCAGCCAGAGGAAGAGAUUACUCAGGGCGCCCACCCUCGCUGAACUGGACAGCUCCGAAUCUGAUAUUGAGGAGAGUACACGCAGUACUUCCAUGAUGGAUAUAUCUCCAGAGUCUGUGAAAGGCAAGAAGGGUACGCUUCUCCCGGCGUUCCUGCCGGUGUCGGCGCCCCCUCAGCCGGACAAGCGCCAGUCCUCCCAGAGGCGCCACUCCAUCGAGAAGGAGGCGCCCGCCAGCGCGGGACGCUUGGCUGCGCCGUCCAGACAAAACUCCAAGUCCCUGCUGAUGGACGACGCCGGCAAGGAGGAGUUCUGCUUCCCGGUGGAGUGCCUGGCGCUGACGGUGGAGGAGGUGAUGCACAUCCGCCAGGUCCUGGUCAAAGCCGAGCUGGAGAAGUUCCAGCAGUACAAAGACGUCUACACCGCCCUCAAGAAAGGGAAGCUCUGCUUCUCAUGUCGGACCAAACGCUUCUCCCUGUUCACCUGGUCGUACACCUGCCAGUUCUGCAAGAGGCCCGUCUGCUUCCAGUGCUCCACCAAGAUGAGGCUGCCCUCCAAGCCGUACUCGACCCUUCCCGUGUACACGUUGGGCCACGGCGCCGCGGCCAAAGACGACGGUGGAGAUUCCGGCUCAUCCGAGACGUCCAGGCAGCCGUUCGGUUCGGCGCAGAACCGCAGGAGCUUCUCCAAGUUCUCCAAGUCGGGCAAAGACGAGGCGCCCCGCGACGAGCCGGCGCUGCCCAAGGAGCUGACGGAGGACUGGGCGGCCAUGGAGGUGUGCGUGGACUGCAAGAAGUUCGUGACGGAGAUCAUCUCGUCCAGCAAGCGCAGCCUGUGCGUGGCCACCAAGCGGGCGCGCCUCAACCGCCAGAGCCGCUCCUUCUACAUGAGCUCGUCCGCCUCCAUCAACUUCAGGCCCUCGGAGCUCACCAUCAACGAGGCGUAGGAGAAGUUCGCACCUCCCGUCCCAAGCCGAGAAUGUAUACAAGCGAUUGAAAUGAAGGUAGCCCCGCCCCACACAAAUAUGGCCGCCACAUUUGUAACAUAGGCCAACCCGCCGAAAGCCAGCAUCCCGUUACAUACUCGUAGCACUCAGGAAGAACAAGCGAUUGCACUGUAGCUCCGCCCCCUCAGGUCUCCGCCGCCCUCCAGCAACAAUUUUGCCAAAUCAUCGUUUCUUCGCUCCUUAACGACGGGAAGGGGGUGGAGAUGAUUUGCCCAAAAUGGGGGGGGAUUUUUUUAGGUGCCAAAAACCUUCUUUUCAUUUGGAAUGUUUUGUAAAUACCCUGCAGAUGUUUUUAUGGACUAAUCCAAGCACAGACGGGACCAGGAAUGUCUCCAUGCUGUACAGCCGCCCACAUUUAAUAUACGUCUUUAUCUUCCGUAUCCCAGAUUUCUAUCUUUCUGCAUGUCUCUUAUUUAUGUUAAUAAUAAUAAUUAUUAUUAUUCUAUUUUUUAAAUGUAGUUUUUCUAGAAUCAGUGCCAGGGUUCCAACAAUAAUCAAGCCAAACUUUAUCAAAACAAACCAAAAAAAAAACCACACAAAUCACUUCUGGUUGGUAAACAAAGAAAAACCUGUCCUGCCUGUUCUAGAAUGACGUUCUCAUCGAAGCGUACUUUAUUUAAGGCCAUUGCCAGGAAUGUGUGCAUGUUCUUGCUCUUGUUUUUUUUUUUAAUUCAAGAAACUUCAAUAAAAAAACAACAUUUGA
Messenger RNA from Doryrhamphus excisus (bluestripe pipefish), 3381 nucleotides. The record is from RefSeq and is a predicted model, not a curated record. NCBI's taxonomy places the organism in Eukaryota, Metazoa, Chordata, Actinopteri, Syngnathiformes, Syngnathidae.